AGUGCACUUGGUGAAGCGGACAAAAUCACAUUGGAAAUCGCUAGGAUCAUCAAAGAUGAUUUUCUACAACAAAAUGGGUACUCUUCAUACGAUCGUAACUGUCCAUUUUAUAAGACCACCUGGAUGCUUAAAAAUUUGAUUGGAUUCUAUAACGCAGCUACUCAUGCCGUUGAAGUCACAAAUGGUGAAAUAACAUGGGCAAAAAUCAAAGAAAGGAUGGGUGACCUUCUGUACAAACUUAGUUCUAUGAAGUUUGAAGAUCCUGCAGAUGGCGAAGAAGUUCUUCGUGAACGUUAUCAAAAGCUUCACACUGAAAUCCAUGAAAGAUUUAGACAAUUACUUGA
This is a messenger RNA of Racocetra persica, 344 nucleotides long. The record is from the annotation of a GenBank genome assembly. Lineage: Eukaryota; Fungi; Glomeromycota; Glomeromycetes; Diversisporales; Gigasporaceae.